AUGAGUAACGCGUCCUCCAACGAUUCGAUCGCUCCGGUAGAGCCGGAGCGAAAGACUCCCAAGUUUGUCGUAGGCCUGGACUUUGGGACAACAUACACAUCGGUAGCCUUCGCGCACUCCGAAAGCCAAUCGGAGGUAAAGCUCGUAAACACCUGGCCCGGCGGAAGCAUCGGUAACAAUUCGGCGGAUCAAGUCCCGACCAAACUUGACUACGCACAGAGUCCCAAGAAGAGAUCAUGGGGUUAUCAAGUUUCUGAUGCCGCAACGACUCCGGCGCCUCGUCCGCUGAAGUGGUCCAAGCUCCUGCUGCAAAGGCCGGAUGCCGGCUCUCAAUUGGCGGCGAAGCCAGCACAGCGGUCGAGCGAGAUCCUACAGGAGCUCGGGAUUACGCCUGUGAAGGCCGUCGCAGACUUCCUUGUCCACAUCAGGGAGACAACGUUGGCGUGUAUCAAGAGAACCUACUGGAUGGAGAACGAGGAGGAGUCGAAAGUGGAUGAGCCCGAGUGUGGUGCAACGUAUUCGCUCAAGGCAAUUCAGCCAAACAAUCUCUCGCUAACGCUCGCAAGCGACUUGAUCUCUUACAAGAUCACUGGCACCGAUCCCCUGCGAGUCGAGGAGGUGGUGGCUGGUGCCGGCUGGGGUUCUCUUUGCGGAAGCGUCUUUCACGACCAGCGAUUCGAAGAGUACAUCCGGCGCAUUCUGGGGGACAAAAUGAUUGAUGCUAUGAAGCCCCGGUCGAAAGAAGGCAUGAUGCGUUCCUGGGAGGAAACGGUCAAAUUCAAGUAUGAAAUAUAUGAGCUGAGAUCUCGCAGUGAGGAUGUCAAGGGGAUUUUCGAUCACGUAGUAGAUCGGGUUAUUGCCCUGGUAUCGCGGCAGGUGUCAAAGGUUUGGCAGAAAGGCGAUAGCGUGAAGACAAUCCUCCUCGUUGGAGGCUUCGGUUCCUCUGAGUAUCUGAUGAAGCGCCUCGAAGACAAAUUUGGCAGCCAAAUGAUCGAGGUCUUGCAACCAGUUAAUGCCGCAAUAGCCCGAGGAGCACUACUCCGAGGCUUCGAUGGCUCGAUAGUGAUGUCCCGCCGUGCGCCCCGGUACUACGGCGGCAGCUUUGGUACACCGUUUACCGGCGCAAUGGAGAUGCGACCUCAUACCUACCUGAGCGAGGGGUCCAAGAGUGUGCUGGUCCAUGAAUCGAUGGAGUGGCACGUCGGAAAUAGUCUACCAAGAGCCGCCAUUCAGGGCGCUCUAAUUGAGCCAUCAGGGUGGUCUGAGUAUGGUUGCUAUUUAGAAAUCCUCGCCAACGCGAAGCCGAAUCUCGUCACCAGUUUGAAGCUACACGCCUGUGAUGACGAUCCCCCUGCCUUCAUAUGGCAGAACCCGAGCGCCGUCUAUCAAGUGUGCACGAUGGAAGCAGACCUUAGCAGAAUCCCGCGCAAGAGAAGUAUUACCGCGUACACUUCAAACUUCGAAUGA
Messenger RNA from Tricharina praecox, 1467 nucleotides. RefSeq lists its product as uncharacterized. Bases 1 to 1467 code for a protein of 488 amino acids. The record is from RefSeq and is a predicted model, not a curated record. The transcript is spliced from 13 exons. Lineage: Eukaryota; Fungi; Ascomycota; Pezizomycetes; Pezizales; Pyronemataceae.